AGUUAAUCAUCUGGAGUCAAACCCCCUAUUAAUCCGCAUAGCUUAUUAUAGAGAGUGAAAUGAACACAAGUCCAUGCCCAACAAAUGAACGCCAGAGCACUGUCCAAUACCGUUCCCAAAAUUAUUCCUCAAACAAUCCGACGAUCUCUAAGCUGGAACUUCAAUUCUUCAAGCUCGCAGAUUUCCAACAAACCAGCCUCAUUUUUUGCUACCGAUCUCCUGAAAUCUUACUUCAGAAAGGGCCUCGUCAGAGAAGCAUGUACACUGUUCGACGAAAUGCCUCACAAAGAUGUUGUUACUUGGACGGCCAUGAUAUCCGGGUACACUUCUUGCGGCCUCUACCAUCGGGGAUGGUCUGUUUUCUAUUCGAUGAUGCGAGAUGUUAGCGUCCAACCAAACGAGUUCACGUUUUCGAGCGCUUUGAAGGCCUGCAAAGGAAUGAAGGCACUUUCUUGUGGCAGUUUAGUUCAUGGUCUGGUAAUCAAGCACGGGGUUCAUGGAAGCUUGUACGUUGCUAAUGCACUCUUGGAUGUCUAUUCUACCCUGUCCACGGCUAUGGAUGACGCAUGUGCGGUGUUUAGUGAAAUCCGUGAGAAAAAUGAUGUGUCGUGGACAACAAUGAUUGCUGGAUACACUCACAGGGGAGAUGGCUAUUUUGGCCUUCAAACUUUUAAGCAAAUGAUAUUGGAGGGGGUUGAACCAAAUGCCUUUACCUUUUCAAUAGCCAUAAGUGCUAGCACUUCAAUCAGCCCAUGUUCAUGCGGAAAACAUCUCCACGCUGUGGUAAUCAAACAUGGGUUUGAUUCUAACGUGCCUGUUAUGAACUCCAUUCUGGACAUGUAUUGCAGGGGAAAAGACUUAGACGAAGCGAACCAAUGUUUUAAUGAGAUGCCAUAUCCUGAUAUAAUCAGCUGGAAUACUUUAAUUGCUGGGUAUGAAAAAUCUGAUCCGAUGCAGUCUAUCAGCUUGUAUUUGUGCUUGGAAUCAGAAGCCCCAAGCCCCAAUGACUUCACAUUUUCCAGCGUUGUAGCUGCUGCUGCAAAUUUGGCAGCUCUAAGUUGCGGCGAACAAGUGCAUGGGAAGAUAAUACAAAGAGGCCUUGUAUGGAAUCUGGAAAUAGACAACGCUUUGAUAGACAUGUAUGCAAAAUGUGGGAAUGUUACGAGUUCGCGUAAAGUAUUCGACGAAAUACCGGUUAAAAAUCUGGUUUCAUGGACUUCAAUGAUGAUUGGGUAUGGAAGAAACGGAUAUGGUACAGAGUCCAUUCAACUGUUUGAUGAGAUGGUUAGUUCUAAUGUUACGCCAGAUCGUAUAGCUUUCAUGGCAGUUUUACACGCAUGUAGCCAUGCUGGAUUUGUGGAUGAAGGUUUGAAGUAUUUUAAGUCAAUGGUUGACCGUUACAAUAUUGUCUCGGACCAGGAAACCUAUGGGUGUGUUGUCGACUUGCUCGGGCGUGCUGGAAGAGUUAGGGAGGCCUAUGAACUGAUAGAGAGAAUGCCAUUUGCAGCCAAUGAGUCGGUUUGGGGAGCAUAUCUUGGAGCAUGUCUCUCUCAUAAGCUUCCAGAUUUUGGCACCAUGACAGCAAAGGAAGUGCUUGGUUUGAACCCAAAAGUUGCAGGGACUUAUGUGAUGCUCUCAAAGCUUCAUGCAGCUAAUGGUGAGUGGAGAGAUUAUGUGAAAAUGAGGAAUAUGAUUACCAACUCGUCGAAUAAGAAAGAAGCCGGAAGAAGUUGGGUUGAGGUUAGGAAUGAAGCGUAUGAUUCUGUUGCCGGAGAAAACUGAUAAGUUCAAUGUACAAUGUGGAGACCGUAAGAUCAUGCGAUUGUGAAUGGCGCCCGUUAGACUUUCUGUAUCGUUUUUUGUACUCGGUAUGAAGUUUUGGAUAGUGAAUGCAUCAAGGCUCUAAUAAAAACAAUCUAUUUUU
Molecule: messenger RNA, 1924 nt
Organism: Cuscuta campestris
Lineage: Eukaryota; Viridiplantae; Streptophyta; Magnoliopsida; Solanales; Convolvulaceae
Source: the annotation of a GenBank genome assembly